CUGCUUCUUCGACUCCAGAACUUCUCUGCUCUGCUCUGCUUUCUCACUCUCUCUUAUUGCCAGAGAGAGAAACCUAGAGAGAGCCCCGCGGAACUGUAAUGCCAAUGGCGGCUCCCAAGAACUGGAUUUCUCUCUCUUCAUUACUGCUUUUCAUGUCGCUUGUUGUUGGGGUAAUCGCGAGUUCUCGGGAGGACCACAUUUCUCAGACGAAGAAUGUGGAAACAGAGCAGUUACAGAGCUCCAGCAACUCAUCAAUGGAGGCCAGGUUGGAAGCUUUGAAUGAGCAUGCAGUAGAUGAUCCAGAGGAGGUUGUUUCCAUGGUUGAGAUGAGCAUAAAAAACAGCACAGAGAGGAGGAAAUUGGGCUUCUUCUCGUGUGGAACGGGUAACCCCAUUGAUGACUGCUGGCGUUGUGACCACCACUGGCAUCGCAACCGCAAGCGCCUGGCUGACUGUGGCAUUGGUUUUGGCCGCAAUGCCGUCGGCGGUCGUGAUGGCCGCUUCUACGUUGUCACUGACCCGAGCGACCACGACCCUGUCAACCCCCAGCCUGGCACUCUUCGCCAUGCUGUGAUCCAGGACAGGCCUCUGUGGAUCGUGUUCAAGCGCGACAUGGUGAUACAAUUGAAGCAGGAGCUCAUUAUGAAUAGCUUCAAGACGAUUGAUGGGCGCGGAGCCAAUGUCCACAUUGCCAAUGGAGGCUGCAUCACAAUCCAGUUCAUCACCAAUAUCAUCAUUCAUGGUCUUCACAUCCACGACUGUAAGCGCACCGGGAAUGCCAUGGUUAGGAGCUCGCCAUCCCACUUCGGUUUGAGGACAAUAUCUGAUGGUGAUGCCAUUAAUAUAUUUGGGUCGAGCCAUAUUUGGGUUGAUCACAAUUCGCUAUCUAAUUGUCCUGAUGGCCUUGUUGAUGCUGUCAUGGGUUCGACUGCCAUUACAAUUUCGAAUAACUAUUUCACCCACCACAAUGAGGUGAUGCUGUUGGGUCAUAGCGAUUCUUAUACUAGAGACAAGCAAAUGCAAGUGACUAUUGCUUACAACCAUUUUGGAGAGGGUCUUAUCCAGAGAAUGCCAAGGUGUAGGCAUGGAUAUUUCCAUGUGGUGAACAAUGACUACACACACUGGGAAAUGUAUGCCAUUGGUGGAAGUGCAAACCCCACCAUCAACAGCCAAGGAAACAGAUACCUUGCCCCAUCCAACCCCUUUGCAAAAGAGGUGACAAAGAGAGUGCAGACAGCUGCUAGCAAAUGGAAGGGCUGGAAUUGGAGGUCCGAGGGCGACCUGCUGCUCAAUGGGGCCUAUUUCACGCCAUCUGGAGCCGGAGCCUCAGCCAGCUACGCGAGAGCUUCAAGCUUGGGGGCGAAAUCUUCUUCCAUGGUUGGCGACAUUACUUCUGGUGCUGGUGUUCUAUCCUGCCGCAGAGGCCACCAAUGUUAGCACUAGCAUCCCCGGUCCAAAUACAUUUAUUUAUAGUCUCUUUCUCUGUUAGAUUUCCAAUUUUACCGUCAUAUUGCAUUAGCUAUAUUCAAUUUCCACCAUUGUUUUUUCUGUCAUCCAUCCGUUUUCUUUAUCUUGAGAAGUCUAUAUUUUUCAUGCCGCUGUCCUUACAUUGUGUUGUGCAACCUCGGCCUGGUUCAGUUGUGAAACCAACCUGACAAUUCUAGGAGCAGGUGCAGAAGAGUUGUUUUCAUUUCUUUUUUCUUAUACUGUCAUCCUUCUUGACCUCCUCCAUCCCUUCAAACACCAUUUGCUCCUCAGUCUUCUCAUCUUUCGUCUCAACUUCUGGUGCUACAUGCUAUAUAUACUGGCUUUCGGGUUUUUGAGGAAUCGAAUGAUUUCAUAUUUCUUUUUCCUUUAUUAGGUCUCGGAGUCAUAUGAAUCUGUAGCAUCAUUACCAUGUCCUGGUUGUGUAUGUGUGUUUUUCUUGUUUUACUUUUGACAGCAUUUGAGAUUGUAAUGUAAUAAUGUGCCUACUCAUGAAGUGAUGUGUUAGCGUAAAUAGUUUCAAAACUUUUAUUAUGGAAUUGUGUCAAUGAGAACAAAUAAACAUGGGAAUUAAUCCUAUUUUUAUUGUUUUA
Messenger RNA from Cornus florida, 2077 nucleotides. Its product is annotated as probable pectate lyase 8. The transcript is spliced from 7 exons. Gene Ontology annotation, molecular function: pectate lyase activity. Lineage: Eukaryota; Viridiplantae; Streptophyta; Magnoliopsida; Cornales; Cornaceae. The record is from RefSeq and is a predicted model, not a curated record. Bases 99 to 1436 code for a protein of 445 amino acids.